AGAAUCAGCCAUCAGCUCUCAAAAAAGUACAAUCUUGUUUGUGUUUUUUUGUUUUAUUGUUGAAAAAAGUCCCGAUAGAAGUCAGAGACAAUACCGAUCCAUCUGUCCUUCUAUUGCAAAAAGGAACUUGAACGAAUAACGACAAACCUCUUCAAAAGGCGGCUUAGUCUACUGUAAGCGUAAAGCUGUUUCGGCUGAUCCCAUCAAAUUCAAUUGCUUUUUCCAGGUCUUCAGUAGCGAAAUAUUCAUCGUUUCACCAUGACAGGCGGCGGAGCAUAUGAUAUCAGAGUGUUAUUUCUUUCGGCCGCAACUAUGAAAACCAUUUACAAGACGGCCACAGGCGGGGAACUAAGCGAUGAAGUGGCUCAAGCUAUUGCGCAGGACAUGAGCCUAGAGUUUUGUGGAAUGCUGGAGACUGUCGAGACGUAUGCAUAUCACAACCGUAGCGAUCAGAUAACGGAGGAAGACGUUCGCAAGGCACUCAAAGAUGACGCCGACUAUGUCAAUGAUAUGGGGAUUCAGCUUGAUCCGGCUUAUCCUUAUCCUGGGAUAGGAGGGCAGGGGCAAGCUCCUACUGUCAACACUCCUGCCACGACGGAGACAGCUUCCGCAUCGUCGAGCAAUUAUCGCAGUACUGGGUGGCAAGAAGAGGAGACAGAGAAUACACAGCCACCCAAUAAAUUUCCGCUCACCAAGGAGCAGCAGGACUUCUACAAGAAAGUCACGGCAGCCUGCCUUGCACCGCACGAUGAAGUGCGCGCCAGAGCGCUCAAGUCAAUGGAAGUAGAUCCAAGCCUAGAGGCUAUACUGCCCCAGUUGAUCACGAGCAUGAUGAGCACCAUCGAUCGCGGUCUCUAUAAUAACGAUAUAUCUGUGUGCUUCACUGUGAUUCAUAUGGCAAAAGCUCUGGCCAAGAACAAAAGCAUCUCCUUUGACCAAAAUUUCCAUUUCAUUCUACCUGGCAUACUCUCGUGCAUUCUCAUUCAGUACGAAUUCGAAAAGCUUGACGUUGAAGGCGAUGAGCUACACUGGGAGCUGCGGGAAGUAGCGAGUGAAUUGAUGGGCGAUAUUGUGCGAGUCGACAAGAACUACAAUCUGCUCGAUCGAAUUAUAAGGUAAGCAACUGAUGCGGAC
Messenger RNA from Drosophila subobscura, 1134 nucleotides. Its product is annotated as transcription initiation factor TFIID subunit 6-like. Gene Ontology annotation, cellular component: SLIK (SAGA-like) complex; SAGA complex; transcription factor TFIID complex. Gene Ontology annotation, molecular function: transcription coactivator activity; protein heterodimerization activity; RNA polymerase II general transcription initiation factor activity. Lineage: Eukaryota; Metazoa; Arthropoda; Insecta; Diptera; Drosophilidae. The coding region runs from base 259 to 1119 and encodes 286 amino acids. The record is from RefSeq and is a predicted model, not a curated record. The transcript is spliced from 4 exons. Gene Ontology annotation, biological process: transcription initiation at RNA polymerase II promoter; RNA polymerase II preinitiation complex assembly.